Molecule: messenger RNA, 1527 nt
Organism: Salvia splendens (bonfire salvia)
Lineage: Eukaryota; Viridiplantae; Streptophyta; Magnoliopsida; Lamiales; Lamiaceae
Exons: 2
Coding region: 593-1294 (233 amino acids)
Biological process (GO): microtubule-based process
Cellular component (GO): cytoplasmic dynein complex
Molecular function (GO): dynein intermediate chain binding
Source: RefSeq, a predicted model, not a curated record
AGAAGGGAGAAGGUGGGGAGGAAAUGGGAAGUUUUUGUGAUAAUCUAUAGGUAGAUUUUUUUUAGUGUAACAAAUCAAAAUUUUGCCAAAAUUUGAUAAUCUAAGUAUUAUUGAAAUACUCGCGCCUCUGUACUAGAGAAAAUGUUCCAAUCCGAUGCAGUUUAAUCUUUUCCCAUUCCUGAGAUUCCAAUAAUAUGUCCAAAAUUAAGAAACAAAGGCUGUAUAAAUUCUAGGACACCUAUGAACAGAAGGUUGAAGCAUUUAAAAGAAAAGGAAUAAUUGAAUGGGUUUUUUAAGGUUGGUGGCUUGAAAAUUUGAAAUCACACCUUAGCAAAACAAAAAACAGAUACUGCGUUUUAUCACAUGAAAAAUCCAAGUACUUCUGCUAAUGCAUUAAGUACCAUCAUGCACCUUCAAGAUAUGAGCCAGCACACACACACACACACACAAUAUUCCCUCUCAUUACAGUAACAACUUACAAGUGACAACACACACACACAUUAUACAUGAUUGAUUAUACCCUGCUAAUGAGAUAAUCUUUCUCACAUCUCUUUCUCAUCCUAUCCCAAAAGUGGCGUUAGACCAAAAUCUCAUGGAUCCCACAUCAAGAAAACCGAAAGCCAACCGUUCAUCCACCAUCCAAACCAUCUCCCACCGCUUCUCCCAACUCUACACAAACAACAAGAAACUCGUCUCCCACGACUCAUCAUGCAUCACUCUCACCAAUUCCACCAGCCACCACGCCAGAAACGGCGCCGUUUUAGACAAACUCGUGGACAAAAACCAGCUGGUGAAGGAGGAGAAGGAUGCCGGCGAUUUAAACAAGCCGUCAUCCAAAAAACACCCCAAAAUGCAAUCUUUUGACGAGAAAAUGAAGGGGUUUCAAGGAGGAGUUGAAGUUGUGAGGGCCAGAAAUUCUCUCUCAUCAAUCCCUCCAACCGUCAAUGGAGGAGGUAGAAGAAAAUCAUUCUGCACCUCGCAGGCUGAGCUCGCCGAUUUCCUCUCUUGCAACGGCGUCAAAGUUGUGGCCGUUGAUAUGCCGCCGUUCAUGCAAAUUCACGCCGUCAAUUGUGCAAGAAAGGCGCACGAUAGCUUGGAAAUGUUCACUUCCAAGCCUCUAGCUUUCACACUGAAAAAGGAGUUUGAUGGGUUAUAUGGACCUGCUUGGCAUUGCAUAGUAGGGACCAGUUUUGGGUCAUUUGUGACACACUCAGUGGGUGGAUUUAUGUAUUUCUCAAUGGACCAAAACCUAUACAUCUUGCUCUUCAAGACUGCUGUACACAGGGGUAAAUGAAAAUGAUAUCCAAUCUACACAUGGACUAUUAAAUAGCACAACAAAUACUAGCAUUUUUCUGGUGGAUUGUUUUUUUAAGAUUAGUUUAGCAUAGAAGGGGAUAAAAGAUGAGAUUUUUAGUAAGAAAUUUGUUAUCUCUCCCCUGUAAUUUUGUACGUUUAUGAAUGUUUCUGAUUAAAGAAUUUGAAGAUGGUUAUUCCUCAUUCAAUUCACAGCAAAUUUUAUACCUAAAA